AUGGCCACCAACCUGGGGAACUCGGACGAGCUCCUAAAAGAGUUAGACCUGAAAAACUACGUCACCUUGGUGAAGAGGUGUUUUAAAAAUGGGAUAAAAAAAGAGGAAGAGGACAUCUGCGCUCAGGACUUGAGGAAUCUGGCCAAGUGUCUUCCCAGAGUCUCCGGCGUGUGGUACGAUUUGCACAAGAACAGUUGGGAAGCCAGGUGGGCUGAAGGGACCAAAUCUGCAAGGAAGUAUUACUCAGUGCAAAAGUUUGGGUUCCAUGAAGCGAGGAAACUAGCCAUUAAGACCAUCAAGACGAAGGAAAUCAAUUAUAUAUACAAUACCAUUAAUGAAGAUUUUAACAAACCCCUCAAGUGGAAUUUAAAUAGUGAAUUCCUAGAGAUGAAUCAUGACCCCAUAAUUAACUUGAAGAGGAAAUAUAGAUCCCCUAGCUGUAAAGUCAGGGAGAAGAAGAUUAAAAAGGACCUCAGCAAUGGGAACAGUGUUAGUAGAAAGGAUAAAGGUGAAAAGAAAAGUGCCCCUCAAACGAGGGGGUUGAGAAGGGGACAUGGCCAUUACAGCUCUGCCGCGAGUUGCAGCACCUCGGCGAAAAGUGGACCCCACAAAUUGGAGCAGCAGAAUGGCAGCUGGAGGGACAGACGAGACGGGAAAAAAGCACUAAAUGGGUUACAUCCACAUGGCAUCACCAACGACGACGGGGAAGAUCAAAGUGAAGCUUCGUACCUCUUGGACGGCAAUAUUUCCAAACUGAGAAGCGAUCAGCGGAUGGAGGACAUUUCUACCCAGCAUGUCGUAGAAGGUAGUCUCUCCAGUACUUGUCUGAAGCGGAAGGAGACAUCAGCAAACACCGAAACGGAGUUGUCUACAGAGGGAAAAUCACAGCUUCUUCUUCAUAUCGAUGAGUGCAAUGGUACGUGCCUGAGUAGAGAAGACCCUUUGGGGAAGGAGAACCGAUGCAUCAUCAACGAAAAGGGAAAGAAUCCCUCCAGUGUAGACAGUCUCAACGGUCACAUUAACCGAGUGAGCGAUUAUCCUACACCCCCCAUACGUACCCCCAGCGACAGUGAUAAAAUGGAGGAGAACAAUUCCAGUAAGCAAGGUAGCGAUAAAACAGACAAGUUAGGGAACACACUCCAGAAAGAUACACUCCGCAAAAAAGAAAUCACCAACUGCAAUAAAGACAUAAAAGGGCAAGACAAAACAAACAUGGGGAAGUUCCCUGGCAACAAAAUCCUGAGCUACAUGAGACAAAACAAAAAAACGAAAAAUAAAAGCACCCUGUAUGUCAAACAAAGUGGACUCCUAAAGAUGAACUUAAAACAAUCGCCAAGUAAGAUGUUCAGUAGGGAACAUAGCUCCGGGUGGAACCGAAAGGAUUUUAAAAAAAAAAGUUUCCUAAUUGAGAAAACGGCAUGCAUAAAUGGGGGUGCCCUUUUUGUUAAAAAAAUUAAAAGUUGCAAUCACCCGGAGGGGAAGAAGUGCAGGAAUUGCGACCUCAGGAGGAAGCAGCUGAGGGGCCUGCGCGAGCACGGUUCACUCUUGAUUUCGAGCGUGCUCCCAAACGGUGGAGAAACCUUCAAUGGGGGAGAAAGCUCCAACGGUGGAGAAACCUUCAAUGGGGAGGAAUCCCCCAACGUGGACCUGAUGGACCAACUCAGCCCGGACGAGGGCUCCCCCACUGAUGACGAGAAGGACGCGCAAAACGGCGAGGAAGGGGGUGAUAGGACGAGUAAACAGCCGGGUACCCUAAAGGAAGAAGCAAAGAGGGAAGAAGCACAGAGGGAAGACGCGCAAAAGGAAGACACACAACAGGGGCGCACACAACAGGGGCGCACACAACAGGAGUACCCCCAAAAGGAAUAUACGAAAAAAGAAAACACCCCAUUGAGCAUCCCACGUGGUGAAAAGUCGCAGAAGAUGAAGUGCCGCGUGGAAAUUAACUUAAAGGAAGUCAUUCAUUCGGACACGCUAAGCAUAUUCAAAAAUGCAAUUAAUUUACUGUUAAACGAUUUGAAGUGCAAAUGUGUGCCUCACUUGGACAAGCAGUUUCUGAACAUCCUGGAGAUCAUCGAUAAUCACAUCAGCUACGUAAAUUCCAUGCUCAGUGAAAACAUUUUAAUCACUUAUGUGCACUUAUUUGACAUUUGUGUGUCCAACAAUAUUUUGCCAAGUCAAAUGGACCAAAACAUACAGAAGGUUUUCUGCAAUGCGCUGAUUGCGUUUCAUAUUCUCCUUUUUAAUUUCUUGAGGGAUAAGCGGGGCUAG
This is a messenger RNA of Plasmodium inui San Antonio 1, 2271 nucleotides long. RefSeq lists its product as hypothetical. The coding region runs from base 1 to 2271 and encodes 756 amino acids. The record is from RefSeq and is a predicted model, not a curated record. Lineage: Eukaryota; Apicomplexa; Aconoidasida; Haemosporida; Plasmodiidae. The transcript has a single exon. Gene Ontology annotation, molecular function: DNA-binding transcription factor activity. Gene Ontology annotation, biological process: regulation of DNA-templated transcription.